CCUCGGUCGCACCAGGGGUGGAGCUGAGGCAGUCACGUAGCUCAGGUCCCUGGGCUUUGGCCGUACCGCGUGUGGUCUUGUGCUUCUGCUCCAGUCUCACCGUCUCUCCGCCAUCAUGCCGAUGUUCGUCGUGAACACCAACGUGCCCCGUGCCUCCGUGCCCGACGGGCUCCUCUCAGAGCUCACUCAGCAGCUGGCGCAGGCCACCGGCAAGCCGGCUCAGUACAUCGCAGUGCACGUGGUUCCGGACCAGCUCAUGGCCUUUAGCGGCUCCAGCGAACCCUGCGCGCUCUGCAGCCUGCACAGCAUUGGCAAGAUUGGUGGCGCGCAGAACCGCUCCUACAGCAAGUUGCUGUGCGGCCUGCUGGCGGAACGUCUGCGCAUCAGCCCAGACAGGAUCUACAUCAACUACUACGACAUGAAUGCGGCCAAUGUGGGCUGGAACGGCUCCACGUUCGCCUGAGGGUGGCGGCGUCCUGGAUUCCCUUGCAGCGACCCUCCCCGCGUUCUGGGCCCUACUCCCGCUGUGUUCUGUGCCUGUUCUCCCCCAUGCCAGCUCCACCACCGGGAGAAAUAAAUGGUUUGGAGAACACA
Marmota flaviventris (yellow-bellied marmot) is the source of this 594-nucleotide messenger RNA. It is a transcript of the gene Mif, whose product is annotated as macrophage migration inhibitory factor. NCBI's taxonomy places the organism in Eukaryota, Metazoa, Chordata, Mammalia, Rodentia, Sciuridae. The record is from RefSeq and is a predicted model, not a curated record. Gene Ontology annotation, molecular function: phenylpyruvate tautomerase activity; cytokine activity.